Molecule: messenger RNA, 1554 nt
Organism: Epithele typhae
Lineage: Eukaryota; Fungi; Basidiomycota; Agaricomycetes; Polyporales; Epitheliaceae
Product: glycosyl hydrolase
Exons: 3
Coding region: 1-1554 (517 amino acids)
Biological process (GO): carbohydrate metabolic process
Molecular function (GO): hydrolase activity, hydrolyzing O-glycosyl compounds
Source: RefSeq, a predicted model, not a curated record
AUGCGCUUCGCCAGUAUCUUCGCCGGCGUCGCCGCGCUCCUCCCCGCUUUCACCCGCGCGUUCAACAACCCCCUCAUCUGGAACGACCUCGCCGACCUCGACAUCCGUAACGUCAAUGGCGUGUACUACUACUCGGCGUCGACCAUGCACUAUUCUCCUGGUGCGCCGAUCCUGCGCUCCUACGAUCUGUUCAACUGGGAGUACGUCGGACACUCCGUCCCGACGCUCAACUUCGGGAGCAAGUACGACCUCACCAAUGGCCAGCGCGCAUACGUGAACGGCAUCUGGGCCUCCUUCUUUGACUACAACUCGCACACUAGCCAGUGGAUCUGGGGAGGCUGCAUCGACUUCGCGAAAACGUACAUUUACACCGCCUCCGCGGUCAACGGCACCUGGACCCAGCACGCAACGAUCAAUAAGUGCUACUACGACUGCGGCCUCCUCGUCGACGACGACGGGACGCUUUAUGUCUCCUACAGCUCAUCGGGCUCGAUCUACGUCGCCCAGCUCAACUCCGGUCUCAAUGGUGAGACCCGCUCGCAGCUGGUCUACACCCCUACAAGCGCCCAGGGCACCCUUGAGGGGACACGCAUGUACAAACGGAACGGUCUUUACUACAUCCUGACGGACCAUCCCGCCAGCGUCGAAUACACGCUCAAGGCCUCCAGCCCAUGGGGCCCGUACACGGCCAAAGCUCUCGUCAAUAGUGUCGCAACUCCCGUCUCCGGCACCGGCAACCCCCACCAAGGUGGGAUCGUCCAGCACAGCAACGGCAACUGGUACUACAUGGCCUUCGUCGACGCCUACCCCGGCGGUCGCGUCCCCGUCCUCGCGCCGAUCACCUGGGGCAGCGACAACUUCCCGAGCGUCACGCUCGUCAACGGCGGCUGGGGCGCGUCCUACCCCGACCCCACGACCGCAAACCCGCGCCCGUCGCUCACCGGCACGGACUCCUUCACCUCGCUCGGGCCCCAGUGGGAGUGGAACCACAACCCGGACACGAGCAAGUUCUCCGUCGGCUCCGGCGGGCUCAGGCUCUCGACGGCGUCGGUCACGUACGACCUCUACCAGGCGCGCAACACGCUCACCCACCGCAUCCUCGGCCCGUCCUCGACGGCGACGAUCAAGCUCUCGUUCGGGGGCAUGCUCGACGGCGACCGCGCCGGCCUCGUCCUCCUCCGCGACUACUCGGGCUGGGUCGGGAUCGGGCGCGACAACGGCACGUACGCGCUCCGGGUGCAGACCGGGCUCGCGCUCGACAUGAACAACAGCUGGACGACGAGCAGCGGCGGGUCGUCCCCGGUCUGGCUCGGCGUGCCGAGCGGGACGACGACGGUGUGGCUCCGGAUCGCGGCGAACAUCGCGGCGGGCUCCGGCCGCACCGCCUCGUUCUCGUACAGCUACGACGGGAGCACGUUCACGAACACGGGCGCGUCCCUCACGCUCGUCAACUCCUGGGAGUUCUUCAUGGGGUACCGGUUCGGGAUCUUCAACUACGCGACGCUCAACCUCGGCGGCUCGGUCACCGUCCCCUCGUUCACGCUCAGCACGUAG